UACCAAUAAGGUAUGACGUUUGUGCUGGCGCACGGGCUCCGUGUAAUUGAACAGUACUAAAUGGAUGCCCACCGAGACUGGUUGGUAAAUACAGUUGAGAAACAGUUCUGAAAGGAAGGUAGAGGUUGGAACUUGGGUUUGGAAAUUCUCGUUUAUUGCUGUUUUCUUUCAACAACCUUGACAUUGUCUAAGGCAGUUUGGAUCGUUUAGUGCCACACGAGUAGCGACACCAGAACCGCACAAUGCCGCUCAUGAGAACGCUGUUCCUACUGGCUGUCCUUUGCGCACCCACCUCAAGUCUGUGCUUCCGACUGUAUGAAACCGAAUCUAACUUUCUGUGCAGUAAUGAGGUCCUCUCAGGAGCGAAGAGUAACGAGCAGCCCAACAACGUGCUCUUAGACGGACGGGGCUUCCUCUUUGGGUCGGGAGAAAACGUCGAAUCUGCGGAAUCUCGCGAAAAAAGGACAUACCCGGCACCUAACUACAGGUUCCUGAGCCACACACAGCUGAGGAGUAAGAUGUACAGGAACAACGCAAAGGGCAGCCGGCGCAGCAAGGUUACUCUCUCCCUAGAUGUUCCGACCAACAUCAUGAACAUCCUUUUCGACAUUGCCAAAGCCAAGAACCUGCGAGCCAAGGCGGCAGACAACGCUCGUUUGAUGGCACAAAUUGGAAAAAGGAAGUGAAUCCAUAACUACCCAAUGACUUUUCAUCAUAAUGAGUUUAUUUGUUGUUGUGUCAUUUUUGUUAUCCUGGCUAAUAAUUUUCUGAGUCCACAAGUUUGCUGGACUGACAGGCAUUAGCCCAUAGACAGGAAUAUCCUGGCUGAUAAGUACCGUUUGUAAACGUUUCCAUGUGCGCAAAAAAUAAGAAAAAAACGACCAUGAUGAACAUUCAACUUCGUUGUUAAAUGGACAUACCCCCUGUAAACCACACCUACGCUUGCAAUAAUGCACUGAGUAUGAAGAAUUACACUGAGAAGUGUUUCUGCCUAUUGGCAGGAUACGAAAUAAAAUCAUCCAAAUAAUUAAAAGCUAAAGGGACGACAAAGAAUAAUGUAUCCAUUGUGUUAAGUCGGCUCUGUUUGGAUAUAUGGAAAUAAACUUUAUGUUCAGAGCGGCAUAAAAUAGUCUCAUCCGUCCCAUACUUUUAGACUUCUUGCUACUUUGCUCAUUUGUAUAUAAAGUUGCAUAAACAUGAAUAGCUUUUGCAUUUUCAUUUUGAUAUUGUAGCCAAUUGUGGACUAGAGAUAGCCUACAGAUACCUAUGACUUAAAACUUAGCAUAAGUUGUUUAGUUGAUGCGCAUAGCGCAAUAUGUCAAGAAGUAGACUCUGCUUAAGUAAAAUGAGCGCAUGGAGAAAAUCAUCAAAUAUUUUUAUACCUGGAAGGAUUAUUUAUUUUCCUUUAAUAAAUAAAGGCAAAUGAAAUAAAGAAUUCAUCUAAUGUUCA
Messenger RNA from Alosa alosa (allis shad), 1450 nucleotides. It is a transcript of the gene ucn3l, whose product is annotated as urocortin 3, like. Gene Ontology annotation, cellular component: extracellular region. The coding region runs from base 243 to 686 and encodes 147 amino acids. Gene Ontology annotation, molecular function: corticotropin-releasing hormone receptor 2 binding; hormone activity. The transcript has 2 exons. Gene Ontology annotation, biological process: cellular response to nutrient levels; hormone-mediated signaling pathway; adenylate cyclase-activating G protein-coupled receptor signaling pathway. The record is from RefSeq and is a predicted model, not a curated record. Lineage: Eukaryota; Metazoa; Chordata; Actinopteri; Clupeiformes; Clupeidae.